AUGUUGCCAUUGUCCUUGCUCAACGCAGCGCAAAACAAGCCCAUGCUUGUGGAGCUCAAAAACGGAUCGACGUUCAACGGCCACCUCGUAGCGUGCGAUAACUUUAUGAACUUGACGCUGCGAGAGGUGUACGAGACCAGUGCCAGCGGCGAGCAAUUCUGGAAGCAAAAGGAAUGCUAUAUUCGCGGCAGCACCAUCAAAUACUGCCGUGUCGCAGAUUCAGUCAUCGACCAGGUCAAGGAACACGAAGAGCAGGCGCGCAAACAGCGUCAGCACGGCAGCGCCAACUCGGGUCUCUCGGGCGGCGUCAGCCUGGGCAACCGCGGUGGCGGUGGCGGCGGGAGGGGCGGCUACAACCGCGGAGGAGGUGGUGGUGGUGGACGUGGAGGCUCCUCGGGGGAACGCGGUGCAAGGGGUGGCGGAAGGGGCCGAGGUAGAGGCCAGUAA
Molecule: messenger RNA, 447 nt
Organism: Sporisorium graminicola
Lineage: Eukaryota; Fungi; Basidiomycota; Ustilaginomycetes; Ustilaginales; Ustilaginaceae
Exons: 5
Coding region: 1-447 (148 amino acids)
Biological process (GO): spliceosomal snRNP assembly; mRNA splicing, via spliceosome; P-body assembly
Cellular component (GO): U6 snRNP; P-body; spliceosomal tri-snRNP complex
Molecular function (GO): U6 snRNA binding
Source: RefSeq, a predicted model, not a curated record